Molecule: messenger RNA, 2659 nt
Organism: Pipra filicauda (Wire-tailed manakin)
Lineage: Eukaryota; Metazoa; Chordata; Aves; Passeriformes; Pipridae
Gene: PNKD
Product: PNKD metallo-beta-lactamase domain containing
Exons: 8
Coding region: 864-2033 (389 amino acids)
Cellular component (GO): mitochondrion
Molecular function (GO): hydroxyacylglutathione hydrolase activity
Source: RefSeq, a predicted model, not a curated record
GUGCUGCCGCCGGGAGGGAGGGCCCGUCCUCCUCUGCCUGUGCGGAGCCGCCCGCCGAGGACCUGCGGCCCCGCUGGCGCGGGGAGGCCGGGCCGGGGCUGGAGCUGGCGGGGGCACAGCCGCCCACCCGUGCUCAGCCUGCCCGCGUCGGGGGGGCGAGGGCGGGCGCUGCCAGCCCGAUUGCGGGGUCGGGGAACAGCGCCGGCUCCCCCCGCGCGGUGCCGGUCACCCCCGGAUCUCUCACUGUCCCCUGGGAGCAGCCUUCCCUCGGAUGUCAUCGCUGACCCAUCCCGGUGCCCCGGCCGUGGCCGGGCUGCCAGUGCUGGCAGAAGCCCCCGUUCCCCGGUUUGGGGUUCCCACCGCCACAAAAGCGGGAGACUCCCUCCCGGUGUCCCUGCCGGUGGAUGUCACCAUCCAGGGGUGCCCUUGGCUGGGAAUGGGCUUUGCAACCCAGGACUUUAAACGUCCGUCAUGGUACCAUUCCCCGUCCCGUUCUAAAUCGCUGCUGUAUGAAUGGGGAGGUCCCUCCGAGCCCCCAGCCUUUGUCUGUUGUAUGCCCACAUGCACGGGGGGCAUUUCUCUCUUCCCUUUUCCCUGGCCCAUUCCCUCUUCCCUCAUCCCCAGGACCACAGCACCCAGGGCAGGCUUGGGCAUGGCCCCUCCGGAGCAGGGGUAGGGACAGCCAGAGUGCUAAUCUGCCCUGGGGCUCCAGCCCCUCCUGGUGAGCAGAGCCCUCCUGGACAGAUGGAUGGACAGAUGGACACCCCACAGUAGUGUUCCUCCCCCCCCCAUCCUUGCUGCCUGGAGCAGCUGGAGGGGACCUGGCUGGGAAAUCAGUCCUGCCUUCACUGCAGAUCCGGAGUAUGGGAUACACACACGCCACUUCCAGCCCCCAUGCAUGGAAAGUGACCCUGUACAGCCUGUAUGCCCGCACGCGCCUGGGCUACCUCUUCUACCAGCGGCAGGUGAAGAAGGCCCGGGAGCGGUACCCACAUGGCCAUUCUGUGCCCCAACCCUGCUGCUUCCCCGGGGUGAAAAUCCUGCCCAUUCCCGUGCUCUCCAACAACUACAGCUACCUGGUCAUCGACACUGGCUCCAGCCGAGCGGCCGUUGUCGACCCCUCUGACCCACUGGCUGUGCAGGCUGCCAUUGAAGAAGAGGGGGUGAUGCUGGAGGCCAUAUUCUGCACACACAAACACUGGGACCACAGCGGAGGGAACGCGGCGCUCUGCCAGAAGCACAAUUCCUGCAAAGUAUACGGCAGCGCUCUUGAUGCCAUCCCACAGCUCACCAACCCACUUGCAGACAGGGAGAAGGUGAGUGUGGGCUGCCUGACCUUCGAGGCGCUUGCCACACCUGGCCACACUGUGGGCCACAUGGUGUAUGUGCUGGACGGGGAGCCCUUUGGCAGCCCCCCCUGCCUCUUCUCCGGGGACCUCCUCUUCCUCGCUGGCUGUGGCAGGCCAUUCGAGGGCUCCCCUGAGACCAUGCUCGCCUCCCUGGACAUGGCCAUGGGCUUGGGUCAGGACACGCUGCUGUGGCCGGGCCACGAGUAUGCACUGGAGUGCCUGACCUUCGCCAGCCUCCUGGAGCUGGACAAUUCUGCGCUGGAACAGAAGCUGCAGUGGGCAGUGCAGCAGCGCCAGGAGAAGAGGAGUACGGUGAGGCAUGGGGGUCCCUUGGCUGCAGCACCCACCACCCCAGCGCCUCACAGGGAUCCCCAUCCCUUGGCAGGGAUGCUGCACCCCAACAUCCUCUUUCAUGGCGGGUUCCUUAAGGGAAGGGGGUUCUGGGAGGGGUUCCAGCUCCCUGCCAGGGGUGCUGCCUCUGUCAGGGGAGCUGAAUGGCUGGCCCCACAGUGCCCCUCCACACUGGGGGAAGAGCAGACCUACAACCCCUUCCUACGGACACACCGGCCGGAGCUGCAGGAGGCACUGGGACUGUGGCAGGAUGGGGGAGAGGACCCUGAUGCCUUCCGCGCCCGCGUCCUCAAGGAGGUGCGGAGGCGCAAGGACCUCUACCAAGCCACCUAGAUCUUCCCUCCCCUUUCCAUGGGGCCGGGUGAUAUUUGGGCACAAGGGGCCCAAGACUCUGUGUGUUUCAAUUUGCUGUGAAUCUCCCUCCUGGGGUGCAUGGCUGGGGGGGAAGAGUGGACACCCCUUUACAUGGGCACCCAGUAAGUGAUCCCUGCCUUUGCUCCCCCAGACUUGGGGGUCACCAGCUGUCAUAGAAGCACCUCGAUCCCCUUUCUGGGGGUCUGUAGCCCCCCCUGCCCCACUGCUAGGGCUAUGGGGAUGGCACCAAGGGCUUUUCCUAUCCCCCCUCCCUGUUUUUCUGGGAGUCUCCAAUUUCCCCACCACCAUUACCACUCGGCUACCUCCCCUUACCCUGGCAGCCCCUAGUGCUGUGCAUCUCUUUUGGAGGGGGCUGUGAUGGAGUCUGCAAGGAUAGGUGGGGGGCAGUACUACCUCCAGGCAAGGGGCUCCUCUCCAGCACCCCAUCCUUGACGCUGGAGCUCCCCCUGCGCGCACACACACACACAGACACACACACAGAGCUGGGGACAUGGGCUCACACUGGUGUGGGGUGGGAGACGCUACUGUACGGGACACACACACACCCCCCCACACACCCCAAAUAAAAGACUAGAUCGAUUUUA